This is a messenger RNA of Suillus fuscotomentosus, 1155 nucleotides long. RefSeq names its product kinase-like domain-containing protein. Gene Ontology annotation, molecular function: protein kinase activity; ATP binding. Gene Ontology annotation, biological process: protein phosphorylation. Lineage: Eukaryota; Fungi; Basidiomycota; Agaricomycetes; Boletales; Suillaceae. The transcript has 11 exons. The record is from RefSeq and is a predicted model, not a curated record. Bases 1 to 1155 code for a protein of 384 amino acids.
AUGAAGAGGGUACCAAGACAAAAAUUAGGAGGCUUCUGCCCCUGGUAUGACAAUGGGACGCCUUCAGGUUAUCCGGGAUCCCAUGAUCAAACCGUGUCCACAAUCAAUCGUUCCCAACUGGACGUACCUAUCGUCGAUAUGACCAUUGGACAAUGGGACCGCACCAUCAGUGCAAACCCAAGCUUCCUGGUCUGCCCAACAGAAAGCGUGAAAGAUAGGGCUGCAAUUGUGCUCAUCGGGAGCACAUCAGGAAAGUAUGGCGAAGCGAUUCACGGCGAUUAUGCUAUCACGAUGAUGUAUGGCUUGACGACGACACUCAAAAGUGAUGUCGUGAAGAUCGCACCGAGGGGACGUGUAAAUUGUAUUGCACCUGGAUGGGUUCCGACGCCAAUAGUACAAGAGGCCCUGAAUGAUCCGGCCAUGAGCGGACCUGUAUUAGCUGCGCGAGUCAUGGUCAUUCUGAUGUCGGAACAGAAAGUCGAGUCACCAGUUAGCCCAACUCGUAGUUGGUACCCAACUUUACUUUGGGAAGCAGUUGUCCGACUUCUGCCCUCCAAGCCUCCUGUAAACGGCCGCUCGUUUGAGUGCGGUCCAGUUGCCCUAGAACAACCUGUCGAACCCUUUACUGCAGGAUCAACCUUGGCUGGACAUCUUACAUACCUAGCAGCAUCACAGCCAGUAACAAGCCUUGAAGCUGACUCGGACGGACCAAUACGUCUUCACCCAAUAGAUGGUCUUCCUGAUCUCAGUGGACAGAUCAAGGAUAAAGAUGCCCUGGCUAACGGUAUCGGCGGAUUCAGCGAUGCAUGGAGAUGCAUCUGGGUUGAGAAGAAUAUGAGGGUUGCCGUAAAAGCAAUCAGGAUUCAAGCUGAUGUUAAAGAUAGAGACAAGAAGAGCAGGGAGGCACAAACAUGGGCCACCCUGAAAGAUGUACACAUCUUACCGCUCAUUGGACUUACAUGGGGGUUUGGCCCUCUGCCUGCCCUUGUUUGUCCAUGGGUCGAGAAUGGUUUACUGCAUUCUUACCUGGAAUUGAAGCACGAUGAUCUCUCUUUGGGGCUGAGAUUCCACAUCCUUCAAGAAUUGGUAUCAGCAGUCUUAUAUUUUCAUUCGCAAGACGUCGUACAUGGUGACAUCACAGGAGUAUGUUUAUGA